AUGACCUGUAUAACUGAUUCUGAUGUGGUAUUCAAUGAGAAGGUGGAUGUUUCCUACAUUGAGGGUGUUGUAGAUCAACCAACUGCAGAGAAACCAAAUCAUCGCACCACUAUUUCUGCUGAAGAGAAAAAGCUGAUCCGCAAGAUUGACUGGAAGGUUUUACCCUGGCUUUGCGUCAUAGGAUUCCUUCAAUUCACAGACAAAGUCUCUCUUUCCUACGCUUCUGUACUUGGGAUUAUUCCUGAUACGCAUUUACAAGGUGCAGAAUAUGGUGCUCUAGGUUCACUGUUCUAUGUUGGAUAUCUCUCAAUGCAGCUUCCAAAUAGUUAUAUGAUGCAACGAUUCCCCUUAGGAAAACUGGUUGGAACCAUUGUCGUCAUAUGGGGAGCUAUCUUGGCUUUAACUUCACUGGGCAAAAAUUUUGCACAACUCGCUGGAUUACGAUUUUUGCUUGGAUUUUUUGAGGCCUGCGUCAACCCCAAUUUUAUGCUUUUGACCAGUUUAUUUUAUCGCAAGCAAGAAAUUACCUCAAGGCUUGCUGCCUGGUGGUUGGUUAAUGGACUUUGCUCUUCAUUCGGAGGUUUGAUGGCAUACGGUAUCGGUCAUAUGGAAGGUGACCUAAAUGUUCACGCAUGGCAAUGGCUUAUGAUUAUACUAGGAGCUGCUACAAGUGUCUUUGGCGUAUUUGUUUUCUUUUUCUUGAUUGAUGAUCCGAGAUCACCAAGGCUUAACUUGACAGAGGAAGAAAAGGUCAUAAUGGAAGAACGUCUUAGAGAUACCGGCAUCAAGCAAUCAAAUGAGAUCAACUGGAGCCAAGUGAAGGAAUGCUUUAGAGAUCCCAAAACUUAUGCGUGGUUCUUGAUAUCCUUGUGCAUCAAUAUCUCUAAUGGUGCAUUGCUAACCUUUGGUAGUCUCAUUACUGUAGGACUCGGAUUUUCGGGUCUUGAUGCCAUUUUGCUCGGAAUUCCAGCUGGUUUCGUGGAUAUAGCUGCCAUCUUGAUUGCCAGUUGGUUACAUGGCCGAACCGGAGAUUCUUUAUAUACAGCUGUUGGAUUCGUAUUUACUGCUACUGUUGGACUUAUUUUCUUGAUUACCUUACCCACAGUUGGUAAAUUAGUUGGCCUUUACUUGGUUACAUUCUAUAUUGGCGCAUACAUUCUGUUCCUUGGUAGCAUAACUGGCAACACCAGUGGCUACACCAAGAAGAUUCUCACCAACGCUAUGGUCUUGAUUGGCUAUACUAUUGGAAACAUGAUUGGUCCUUUGAUCAUGACAUCAAACCAGGCUCCUCUCUAUGUCGGUGGUGUUAUUGGAUGCAUUGCAGCCAACGUUGUCGCCAUGGUGACGUUCAUUGCAGUUAGGAUAUGGAUGGCCCGUAUGAACAAAAUGAAAGCUUCUAACCCUUCACCAAAGGUGGAGGAUAAUGGAGAUCUCUCGGAUUUGGUUGAUCCAAAUUUCGUAUAUAGACUUUAAGUCAACAGCCUCUUGUAAUCAUAUAAUUUACUUUUAUUAUUCCUAUCACUGUAUUUUCUUUAUUAUUGAGCUAAAGUUGAAAAACGGUUCAAUUAGAUUACUGGUAUU
This is a messenger RNA of Umbelopsis ramanniana AG, 1581 nucleotides long. RefSeq lists its product as uncharacterized. The record is from RefSeq and is a predicted model, not a curated record. Bases 1 to 1473 code for a protein of 490 amino acids. Gene Ontology annotation, molecular function: transmembrane transporter activity. Gene Ontology annotation, cellular component: membrane. The transcript is spliced from 5 exons. NCBI's taxonomy places the organism in Eukaryota, Fungi, Mucoromycota, Umbelopsidomycetes, Umbelopsidales, Umbelopsidaceae. Gene Ontology annotation, biological process: transmembrane transport.